Oryza brachyantha (malo sina) is the source of this 891-nucleotide messenger RNA. RefSeq lists its product as uncharacterized. Lineage: Eukaryota; Viridiplantae; Streptophyta; Magnoliopsida; Poales; Poaceae. The record is from RefSeq and is a predicted model, not a curated record. The transcript is spliced from 3 exons. The coding region runs from base 126 to 452 and encodes 108 amino acids.
CGAUCCGCCUUCCUUCCUUCCACCUCCGCCUCGCCUUGGCCUCCUUCCCUCCCUCUCCCACCAACUCGCUACCUCCAAAUCUCCCACCCACCUCAAAACCCUAGCACGGCCAGGCCGCAGCAGCAAUGCCCUCCCACACGGCGCCGGCCACCUUCCUCCUCCUCCUCCUCCUCGCCACCACCUCCUCCAGUUGCAGCAAGGUCGGCGCGGGGGCGGGGGCGGCGAGGAUGGUGCCGGAGGCGGGAGGGUUCAGCGCGAUGGUGCUCAACGAGACGCGGCGGAGGCUGGGGAGCUUCCAGCUCUGCGCGCCCUGCACGUGCUGCGGGGGAUCCCAUGGCAGCUGCAUGCUCUCCCCGUGCUGCUACGCCAUCAACUGCAACAUCCCCAACCGCCCCUUCGGCUUCUGCUCCUUCACGCCCAAGUCCUGCGACUGCCUCGGCUGCAACCUCUAGAAGGCAGGCCAUGUUCCUAAGCAAGCUAUGUUGUCCGCUUGAACAAUGAAGAUAUUCUGAAGCCAUAACGCUUGAUUCUGGCUUGGCUGAUGCUGUUCCUGUGGCAAACAUUGCUAGUAUUGUUACGCAGCUGUUCUGCUACAAAUCUGUGUUCCCUCCUUUUUCAGGUGGUUUUGAGGACUAUGGGGCAUUUGAGUUACACGUAACACAAGUUAGGAGUCUGCAUUAAAAAAAACUUCAUUUAGCUUGUGUUGUUCAUAGGUGGUGCCAAGUUAUAUGGCAAAAGAAAGCUGAUGGUCCAAUCAUUCAGUAAUCAGUAGUCAUCUAUGAGACUGAGUAUUUAAUAGAAGUACUUGAACUUGCAUCUCCAUCAUACCUAUUCCAUACCUGCACGCUCAUUGUUGCCUAUCCUGCACACAGUCUAGUUCUAAAGCGAAUA